This is a messenger RNA of Carya illinoinensis, 1488 nucleotides long. RefSeq names its product trans-resveratrol di-O-methyltransferase-like. Gene Ontology annotation, biological process: methylation. Bases 44 to 1159 code for a protein of 371 amino acids. NCBI's taxonomy places the organism in Eukaryota, Viridiplantae, Streptophyta, Magnoliopsida, Fagales, Juglandaceae. Gene Ontology annotation, molecular function: O-methyltransferase activity; S-adenosylmethionine-dependent methyltransferase activity; protein dimerization activity. The transcript has 2 exons. The record is from RefSeq and is a predicted model, not a curated record.
CUCUCCAGGAACAUCUAUAUAAGAAGCUGAUGCUGGACGCAAAAUGUACAAGAAGCUUAUCUGCACCAAAUUGAUGGAUCUCGUCGAUGGCCAGGGUGCAAGUGAUGAGCUGUCCAGACUUCAGUCUCAUCUGUACAAAAAUAUACUAAGCUUCACAGAUUCCAUGUCACUCUAUUGUGCAAUUCAGCUAGGUAUCCCUGACAUCAUCCAUAAACAUGGCCAACCCAUUACUCUUAAACAGUUGGCUUCUAAGCUUCGAAUCCACCCACAAAAAACCAGCUGCAUGCACAGACUCAUGCGUUUGCUGGUAUACUCCGGCUUCAUUACUAAAACGGCCGCAGUAGUUCAUGAAGAUCAAGAAGAAGAAGAAGCUUAUGCUCUCACAGCUUCUUCUAGGGUCGUCCUCGAAGAUAAGGUCACCGGCCUGUCACCGUUGGUUCAAGCAAUACUUGACCCUGCUGUUGUAAACUCAUGGUAUUCCUUGGGAGAUUGGUUUCGAGGCACUGAGCUCACACCAUUUGUGAAAGCGCAUGGGAUGGGUUUCUUUGACUACUGCAACCAAAACCAAGAAUACGGUAUCACUUUUGAUGAAGGAAUGGCCAGCGAUUCCCGACUAAUGAGCAAGGUGAUCAAGGACUACAAGACCAUUUUUGAGGGUUUGGAUUCGUUGGUUGAUGUUGGAGGUGGAAGUGGGACAGUGUCGAGGAUCAUUUCUGAGGCAUUCCCUCACAUCAAAUGCACAGUGUUUGACCUCCCACAAGUGGUUGCUAAUUUGCCAGAUGAUAAAAACUUGAAAUACGUCGGUGGAGAUAUGUUUCAGUCCAUCCCUGCUGCAGAUGCGAUUCUGAUGAAGUGGAUCUUGCAUGAUUGGAGCGAUGAAGAAUGUAUCAACAUACUAAAGAGAUGCAAAGAGGCUAUUAGGAGCAAAGGUAAGGAUGGAAAGAUAGUUAUCAUAGACGUGGUGAUAGAUGAGGAGGAGGAGGAACAUGAUAUUACAAAAGCAAAGCUUUUCUUGGAUGCACUGAUGAUGAUUUUGCUCACUGGAAAAGAGAGAACCAAGAAAGAGUGGGAAAAGCUUUUCUUGGAUGCUGGCUUUAGCCACUACAAAAUAGUGGCAUCAUAUGGCUUGAAGUCCCUGAUUGAGGUUUAUCCUAAUUGAUAGAUCAUAAACUGGCCAUGGUACUUGUUAUUACUAAUUAUAUGUGUCAAAUAGGAGUAGCAAUAUGUGACAUGACCUAAGAAUCCAACACGAAUAUGACACAAAAUUAACGGAUUUGGGUUUGAUAUAAAUGAGUUUGGGUUAAAAGGAGUUGACCUACUAAGACAUGAUUAAUAAACAGGCCAGUCAAUAACGGGUCAACUUGCUUAACCCAAAAUCAACCUAUUUAAAUUUUAUUUCAAAAUUGAAAUUUUAUUAUUGUUGUAUUGUAAUACUAGUAUUUCUCAAUAUGCUUGUGUUUUUAUUAUUGAGACUGUAAUUUUGAACCU